Messenger RNA from Myripristis murdjan (pinecone soldierfish), 2956 nucleotides. It is a transcript of the gene ap1m3, whose product is annotated as adaptor related protein complex 1 subunit mu 3. The record is from RefSeq and is a predicted model, not a curated record. Lineage: Eukaryota; Metazoa; Chordata; Actinopteri; Holocentriformes; Holocentridae. Bases 149 to 1420 code for a protein of 423 amino acids. Gene Ontology annotation, biological process: intracellular protein transport; vesicle-mediated transport. Gene Ontology annotation, cellular component: clathrin adaptor complex. The transcript has 12 exons.
UUGAACGACUGAGGGAGCGGAGGAGAAGAGGAAGGAAGAUGAUGGGAGCAAGUAUUAGCCCAGUUAAGUGACCCAUAUUUCACGGAAAUACUGUACAACAGAUAAUAGCUCGUCUAUUUCUUAUACUCGAGGAUUUUUCAUUAUCAAGAUGUCGGCGUCUGCGAUAUUUAUCCUCGACCUGAAGGGGAAGGUGCUGAUCUGUCGUAACUACAUGGGGAACAUGGACAUGAAUGAGAUCGACCACUUCAUGCCAAUUCUGAUGAAGAGAGAAGAAGAUGCCGAGAUCACGCCGCUGGUAACCCAUGGCUCCUCCCACUUCCUGUGGAUUAAACACAGCAACCUCUACCUGGUGGCGAUGACCAAGAAGAACGCAAAUGCUGCUCUGGUGUACUCCUUCCUCUAUAAAAUAGUUCAGGUGUUUAAAGAAUACUUUAAGGAGCUCGAGGAGGAGAGUAUCCGUGACAACUUUGUGACGGUGUAUGAACUGAUGGAUGAAGUCAUGGACUUCGGUUUCCCUCAGACCACCGACAGCAAGAUCCUACAAGAGUACAUCACUCAGCAGGGCCACAAGUUAGAAGUCGGGGCCCCUCGACCUCCUGCCACCGUCACCAACGCUGUGUCUUGGCGGUCAGAAGGCAUCAAGUACAGGAAGAAUGAAGUCUUUAUGGACGUCAUUGAGUCUGUCAACUUGUUGGUGAGUGCCAGCGGUAGUGUCCUGCGCAGUGAGAUUGUGGGCUGCAUCAAGCUCAAGGUGGUCCUGUCAGGGAUGCCCGAACUCAGGCUGGGCCUCAACGACAAAGUCCUCUUUGAAAUCACAGGCAGAGAGAAGAGUAAGACAGUGGAGCUGGAGGAUGUGAAGUUCCACCAGUGUGUCCGUCUGUCGCGCUUCGAGAACGACCGCACCAUCUCCUUCAUUCCCCCCGACGGGGAGAGCGAGCUCAUGUCCUACCGCCUCAACACUACAGUGAAGCCUCUCAUAUGGAUCGAGAGUGUGAUUGAGAAGUUCUCCCACAGCCGUGUGGAGAUCAAGGUCAAGGCCCGCAGUCAGUUUAAGAGCCGCUCCACCGCCAACAAUGUGUCCAUAUUGGUGCCGGUGCCCAGUGACGCCGACUCACCCAAGUUCAAGACCAGCACAGGCAGUGCCAAAUGGGUGCCGGAGAAGAACGUGGUGCAGUGGAACAUCAAGUCUUUCCCUGGCGGCAAGGAGUACAUAAUGCGGGCUCACUUUGGACUGCCCAGUGUGGAGAGUGACGAGCUUGAGGCGAAGAGACCAAUCACAGUCAACUUUGAGAUCCCGUAUUUCACUGUGUCGGGGAUUCAGGUGCGCUACCUGAAGAUCAUUGAGAAGAGUGGUUACCAGGCAUUACCAUGGGUACGCUACAUCACACAGAGUGGAGAUUACCAGCUCCGGACAAACUAAAGGGCACAGAUGCUGCCAGACGAAUGGAUAUUCUCUCUCUGUCUGUCUUCCUCUCUCCUCUCCCUCUCUGUUUCUCUCUGUUUUGUGGCUCCCUGGCAGCAAGGGACAGCAGAGGACAAGUGGAGGGGAACACAGGAAACUUUGCCCCACUCUCUACAAAUGGAAAAAAAAAAAAAAAAAAAAAAGCUGGACAGUUUCUUUCAUCCCUUUCCUCCAAGACAUGCUCGCCUCAGAUGGAAAAGACCGUUGCCAUCAACUCUGACCUGUGAUUUUCUUUUUAGUUAGGGCUCCUCAGGACUCUGGGAAAACAUUUUCAUUUGUGAAUAAUGAAGUGAUAACUUUCUGACACCAUCUGGUCCUUGCAAGUCUUCAUUUUCUUUCUGCAACUUAAAAUCUCUCACUUUCAAUGUGAUGUCCCUUGAGGUUAAUUGACUGCGGGAUUUUGGAAAUGCAACAUUUUUUAUGAACUUGUUUUCCUCACAGAGGAAACUAUUUGAAAUACUGUCUGUUUUGGGAGAUUAGCCACUUUGCUUAUCAUGUGCGACGGGUGAGUUUCUACGGAGUGACAUGUAAACUAAAAGACUGUAUACAGUGCCAGUGUUACUGUGACGGUUGUUGCUCAAAUGGCCACAACCUUGAAAAUGGGGAAAAAAAUUCUAAGGCAAAAUAUGCUUUUCUUAAAGGAGGGUGGACAGUUUUCUCCACCUCAAGUUUACUUUUUCUUUACCCACUUAUGAAGUUCAUUGCCUUAAAAAGUUGGUCAUGUGUCAUCACCUUUAGCGCUGUGAACAGUAUCCCCAGUGCAUUGAAAUGAACACCAGCAUCGCCUGAUCAAUGAUUAAUAAGGCACAAUAUUGUCACAGCCGUUGGCUGUGUAACAUAAUACUGUCGACACACUCCCAUGGGCCCUGUAACCUCGUCCUUGUGGUCACAAUCAGCUCACAACUAUGAGGCAGACUGAAGGAAUGAACCUGGUCCAGAAAUUUGUAUCAUGUUUUUAACUGCUGUUUAUACUAGUUAGUCCCUUGUGGAAAAAAGCCAUGAAGGGCAAGAAAUGGGCUAAAAACUGAGGUAAAAUAACCUGAGGUUUUUUUUUUUUUUUUUUUUUGCAGCCUAAAGCAUCUUGACAAUAUGUGGAAGUAAUUGUUUUUCUACAUGACUUUCUUUUCCUCUCGACCUCCAUAGGCCUCCGUACUUCUGAAAGCGGUUUCUGGUGUAAUUCACUCCCUCUCUUGUGCAUUCAUUGCACUACUCCACACAUCAGUUCAGCUGCUCAGCCAGCAGCACAGAAUAGAGUCAUGGAGGUCUGCUCAUACAGCUCAAGUCAAUUUAUGGCAUCUCUGCUGUGACUACAAAACCCCAUAUUGCAUUCGUUCCAGUAGUAACUGUGUGCAGACAUAUUCUGGAUACCAAUGAGGAUUUUUAAUAAACAAUGUGUGUCUGUCUGUUUUCAUGUAUUUUCAUUAAUUUAUCAACUACUGUUUGUCAAUAGGAAGCAAAGGGAUAUAUUUGGAAAUAAACAUUUUUUAUAUCUUG